GGCACGGUCCCCCCUUGCCCUUCGCUUCCUCCAUGCUUGACCCUUUCUUCUCAGAUCGACAGCGACGUGCGUCUGUUGCGUUCAGAAAUUUAAGAAUAACAUAAAAAAGGAAAGAGAGAAAGGGUACAUCGACGUGUGUGUGUUGUCACCGACUUGUUCUCUUGUUCCUUCAUCAGCAUGUGAUCGUGUACGCUUCCAAUGGCCAAAAAAGAGGCCUGACUGCAACAAUUGAAACGCCAUUUUUUUCCAAGCACAUUCCAUGCCCACUUCAAUGGACUCCUCCAAGCUCAUCCUCCUCCUCUCCUUCUAUCUCUCCACCACCAUCCACGUCCUCAAGAACCUGCUCUCGCGUCUGACCACCCUCCACAGGACGCCACUCCUCGUCAAUCUGCUUGAAAUAUUCCUGUCACUCUAUUUCUGGUGGUGUGGCCUCUCACCCUGCACCGUGGACCUGGACGACAGGCAGACCACCAUGCAUUUCUGGUGCUCCGCUCACAGGAUGUCCAAGAAGCCAUAUUUGGUCCUCAUCCAUGGCUAUGGAGGCAACUCCAAGGGUCAGUUCUGGACCCAAGUGGGCCCUCUAUCUCAAAGCUUCAACCUUUUCAUACCUGACUUGCUCUUCUUUGGGAAAUCACACACGCUCAGUCCUCAAAGGAGCGAUGUGUUUCAGGCCACAUGCAUUGUGGAGGGUCUGAAGAAACUUGGGGUUGAUAAGUACUCAAUUUAUGCAAUCAGCUAUGGUGGGUAUGUGGGGUAUAGGAUGGCUGAGAUUGGUGGUGAUGGAGUUGAGAAAGUGGUGAUUGUCAGCACUGGGAUUGGGUGUACAGAUGAGCAGAAGUUUGAGCAGCUGAGGAAGAUUGGCAGGAAUCCCUUGGAGCUUCUUUUGCCUGAGAAGCCUCAGGAUUUGAGGGGUCUGAUGAAUCUGUCUAUCUAUAAGUUCAAUCCUUUCAAAUGGGUCCCCGAUUUCUUCCUCCAGCAGUUCAUUGAUGUCAUGUGCAACGACUACAGGAAAGAGAAAUCGGAGCUAGCAGAACACUUGCUGUUCAGAAAAGCAGACAGCAACCUUCCUGUUUUGACUCAGGAAACGUUGAUUAUAUGGGGGGAUAAGGAUAAGGUUUUCCCGUUGAGCUUUGCACAUCACUUGCAAAGGCAUCUGGGACCCAAGUCCAAGCUAGAGAUCAUCAAGGACACAGGUCAUGCUGCAAAUAUUGAAUCUCCUGGAGCUUUGAAUAAUUUUAUAACAGCCUUUAUCCUUGGUAAAUGAACGCGAUAAAAGAAGUGAGCAUUAUGAUUGUAAGUUUCGUUAUUUGAGUUAGGAAUAUAUUGUACAUUGCAACAACUAGGAAGUAGAAUUUGCUUCAUGAUAGAUUUGAACUUUUGCUGAUGCUCUUCCA
Molecule: messenger RNA, 1394 nt
Organism: Eucalyptus grandis
Lineage: Eukaryota; Viridiplantae; Streptophyta; Magnoliopsida; Myrtales; Myrtaceae
Product: lipase 3
Exons: 4
Coding region: 260-1264 (334 amino acids)
Source: RefSeq, a predicted model, not a curated record